AUGCGGCUCUCCUGCAAGGUGGCGGCGGUGCUGCUGUGCCUCGGCAGCCUGCUGCUGCUCUAUCUGCUGGCGGGCAGCGCCGCCGCCCCGCCGCGCCCGCCGCCCGCGCCCUCCGCGCCCGCCCGACCCGCCGCGCCGCUCGCCCGCCGGCAACCGCGGCUCAGCCGGAGCCCGCCGCGGAGGAGCCCUGCCGGCGGCAAACUCGCCGGCGCCAGGAAGCCUGGAGAACAGAAACAUUCAAAAGAGCCUUCAUCUUUGCAGUGCAUGCAUCUGGCAGUUGUGGCAUGUGGGGACCGGCUGGAAGAAACGCUAAUCAUGCUGAAAUCAGCAGUUCUCUUUAGCAACAGGAGGCUCUGUUUUCACAUUUUUGCUGAGGAUUCCCUUAAGCCUGAAUUUGAGAAGAAGUUAAAGGAAUGGCCUUCCUCAUAUACAAAGAAGUUUGAAUACAAUAUUUACCCAAUAACCUUCUCAGUAGGAAAUGCUCAGGAAUGGAAAAAGUUAUUCAAACCAUGUGCUGCCCAGCGCCUUUUUCUUCCGGUCAUUUUAAAGGAUGUGGAUUCUCUCCUUUAUGUGGACACUGAUGUUCUCUUCCUGAGGCCCAUCGAUGACAUCUGGCACAUCCUGAAAGAGUUCAACUCCACACAGCUAGCUGCUAUGGCCCCAGAACACGAAAUACCAAAGAUUGGCUGGUAUAGUCGAUUUGCGCGUCACCCUUAUUAUGGGACAACUGGAGUCAAUUCUGGAGUGAUGCUAAUGAAUUUAACACGGAUACGCAACACUCAGUUCAAGAACAGCAUGAUACCAAGUGGUUUGACUUGGGAGGAAAUGUUAUAUCCAUUAUACCAAAAGUACAAAAAUUACAUUACAUGGGGAGACCAGGAUUUACUAAAUAUAAUUUUUUACUUUAACCCAGAAUGUCUCUAUGUGUUUCCAUGUCAGUGGAACUACCGGCCUGAUCACUGUAUGUAUGGAAGCAACUGUAAAGGUGCAGAAGAAGAAGGUGUCUCUAUUCUGCAUGGAAAUAGAGGUGUCUACCAUGAUGACAAACAGCCUACAUUCAAGGCACUCUAUGAAGUGAUACGUGAUUUUCCAUUUGAAGACAAUCUCUUCCAGUCUUUGUACUACCCUCUGCAGUCUAAGUUUCUGGAUACAGUGCACACUUUAUGUGGGAGAAUUCCACAAGUAUUUUUGAAGCAAAUUGAGAAAACUAUGAAGAAAGUGUAUGAAAAUCGUGUCAUUGUCUACUUGGGGGCCAACCACAGAUACUAAAUGUAGCUGUAUUUUUAUGCAGAGUUUUUAAUUCUUGCACCUCAUCUCAUGAAGCAUAUAAAUGAAGAGUAUGAACUCCUUUACUGAAACUCAGAAUUAAAAUAUUUUCCUUAUCCAAUUUCCUAAUAACCCCUGAAAUUACAAAAGCAGAGGAAAUCCUAGAAGUCUACCUAAACUGUCCUUUCUUAGGCCUUUUGUUUUCUUCCUACGUUUACUCUUGGUUGCAACAGGGAGAGGUGAUGAUUCUCACUUUUAUUUGACGAGUUAAUUUGGUUAUUUGUUUAAGUACAGCUGUAUUCACUGUAACUUUUUUGGAAGUUGUGCAAAAGCUUGUACUGAUCUUAAGCUUUACAAAGAAGUUACGGCUUGAGCUAUGUAACAUAAGGAAUAUAACUCUUGAAAUGAUAGGGCAAAUGUUCUUGACUGUCAUGAGAAUACUGAAUUACCGAAAAGAUCACUCUUGUGAUAGGAUGAGUUAAAAUUUACUAUAGUGAAGGGAAAGUAUUUGCUUAAAAUUGCACUUCUGUCUGAAGGUAUCUUACCUGCUAUUCUUCACAUGUAGGACCUAAGAUUUCUCUUACUUAAAAAGAUUAGGGGAAUAGAAGUGCCUAUUUACUUUGUAUUUUACAGCACUUUCUGUCUAGUGAUUGUCAUUUUUCCCUUCUGCUCUUCAGUAGUUUUGUGAGGGCUUCUCGUGAAGGAAUUAGAAUGAAAAUAAUUACAGCAUAAAUAGGAAAACCAUGUGCAAGAAAUGGGAGGGCGAUGCAGCGGAAGCUGUGGCACCUGCCCAGCCAAUGGAGAACAGCAAGGGAAUCCUUUCUUGCGUGGAGUACAGUCAUGGUCUUCCCCUCCAGUCUCUUACAGUUUUCAGAAUGUAUUCUCUAACUUGGUAAUACUAAUUACAUUAGACACAGUCCAAGAAUAUUGUGAAUGAAGAGUACAAAAACAAGUACUCUUUAAUUAAUCCCCUUUAAUUGGUAUUUACUGCAGAGUAACAAGGGUAUGCCACCGACAACCGUUCUUCCAUCCCUAUGUUGGGAGACUGUGAAUGCUGCCUCUGACUCCCCUCUUCUGCUUCACCAGAAGCCUGGGGCAUAGAAAUGUAUUUCUGCCUGGCACCUUCGUUCUUGGAAGUCAAGAGUUUUAUGCUAGGAUCAUAAUGAAUAGCCCCAAAGUAAAAGAGGAUACAUGAUGGCUUUGAUGUUUAUUGAAAAUAAUUCAUUUAGUUUAGAUUUCGAAAGUAUGAUGAUCAUCUUACGAUAUGCACAGAUGAGCUUAUUAAAACUUGCAGUAGCUGAAAGGUGCUUGGGACGAGUCAGUGGGGAACUGAAAGUGAGGACACUCUUAAAAAGCAGUGAUAGAAGAGCAGACUCCCAGAGGGCAUUUUCUAAGUGUAAGCCCUGAGGGGUGUGUGUAGGUGAGCGCUUGAAGAAAACAGCAGAGAAAAUGAUCUUACUUUUCAAGUCUGUUCAGCAAAAAAAAUUAGCCAUUACUUGGAACUACUCACUUUACGUCUAAUAGGCAAGUAGGAGAGGGGUGAGGAGGGUGAGAUACAUGAAGCUUUUCUCUAAUGAAAGAAAAACUGAUACAGAUUGUAUGUCCUGUACAUAUAACAUACAUCUAUUCGAGAUAAAUAUUUGGUGUGUGUGGAUGAGGGAAAGGAUAUGUUUCCUGAGUUAAAAGGUAGGAUUUCUGAAGAAUUGCAGUUUUGGGGGUUUCUACCCUAUCCAGUCAGGACUGAUGCACAGUUUCAUAAGAAAACAGACUCCAAGAGAAAGUUCUUUUAGCUUGCACAUUCCUCUCUCCUUGUGUGGCAGCUCAUGAGAGGAGGGAAAAUGCAGGCCUUGCUGGCAUCUCAGGCUGCCAGAUAAACAGCCUGUACACAGGAUGAAGUGCUGACAAACUUUUUCCAAACACUAGAGUGUGAAAAUGUCUGUGACACAUCCGUAAGUGUGCAUGGUGAAUGACACCACAUGGCAAACAGCAUCACUGCAGAGCCAUCCGAGUAGAGGAAGUGUUAAGAUAGAGGCUUGGAAUAAGGGGCAGACGGUCUUGGUGCUAGCAAUUUCACUGCUGGUCUGUGCACACAGGCAUGACAAACAGAAACGUCUGUUGUUUGCGCCUCUGCGUGCUGCAAAUUCUAAUCAACAACUUGUGCGUGUUUCUGACUCAGAUCCGUUAUCUUGCAGCCUUUGCCACGUAAGUGUAAAUCGACAUGCAAAGGACAGAGGCAGCUCUGCAUCUAUUUUGAUUGAAAGCCCGGGACCCAUUUAAACUGAAGUGUAGACGUUACUGUCUCUCGCAGCUUGCCUUAGUACUUCCUAUUUUUAUCUGAAGUUUUAGUUGCUACUUAAAAAGAACAGUACAUUUCUGGCUACAGAGAAAAGUUUGAAAACGUAACCCAAAUGAACCUUGAAGACUUCAGAGCCAGAAGGCAAUGAAAGGAAAAUUCAAUAUGCUGUUUUAAAAAGUUUAAGAUAAUGUAAGCCUAACACACGACAGGUAAACCUUUUAGACUAGCAAUACUGAGAACUUGUAAAAAAUAUUAGCUUGCUUUUUGAUCUUUAUUUUCAAGCAUCAGGGUAAAGCUGACUGUAGGUCAAACGAGGCUAGAUGAGACGCAUGCUGGGCACUCUGAAUUCCUCAUUUCUAUGGUAUCUACAGCCACAGAAAGUUGGAGAGCAAAAGUCUUGUUGCCCAGACAGUUGCAACUCUGGUGCUAAGCCUCUGAAGUUUAGGAGGCUGUGAUUGUGUAAGCUAUGAUUCAGCAGAACCCUGCAACUAUGGGCACAUUAAAAUGAAGGAAUGGAAUUCAUUACAAAACAAAGGCAUUAUUGCAUAUAAAAUGAUUAGAGAUUAAAACAGAGCUUUUUAUGUUUACAGGAGGUGCUACAUUAUGUUUAGAAAGAACUGUGUUAUGUUCUCAACAGCUAUUAAAAUAUAUGAAGUAUAUGCUUUAACAUGAAGACUUUUGUUAAUGUAAUACCAACUUGCAGGAAGAAUGGGGGAGGUUCCCCCCUGCUGUGCUUUUUCUGAGGAAAAAAGCUAUCAUUUGAGCUCUCCAAAGUGUUUUAAAACAAUUAUGUAACUUUGAUUUUUUUGUUGUUGUUGUUAGAAUUACUAAUUUAUAUUUUAUUACAGCUUCCAAAACCAUGUUAUAUUUUGGUUUUAACAGUAGUUGAUUCUAGUAUUAAUCUUAUUUAGAAACCAGUUUUAAUUCACUUUGUAUUUCAUACUUGUGGCUAAUUCCUUGUUAAUUAGCCUUCAUUUAUUUUAAUAAUGGGAUGUGUAAAUACUUCUA
Gymnogyps californianus (California condor) is the source of this 4570-nucleotide messenger RNA. It is a transcript of the gene GXYLT2, whose product is annotated as glucoside xylosyltransferase 2. NCBI's taxonomy places the organism in Eukaryota, Metazoa, Chordata, Aves, Accipitriformes, Cathartidae. Gene Ontology annotation, molecular function: UDP-xylosyltransferase activity. The transcript has 7 exons. The record is from RefSeq and is a predicted model, not a curated record. Gene Ontology annotation, biological process: protein O-linked glycosylation via N-acetylgalactosamine. The coding region runs from base 1 to 1269 and encodes 422 amino acids.